GAAAUUAUAAAAACCUGAUACAACUUAACAUGAUUUAGAUGAACCUGGUGAAUUAUCUAAAAGCUAAUUUUCAUUUUUUUCAACCGUUCCUCCAAAAAAUUGAUUGUUUCUUCUCUCCCAAUUUCAGGCUAUUCCUUCUUCUCCACAAUCAUUACACACAAAAGCCAACACAGAACAGAACACUCGGUCUCUUCUACUCCAUACAACAAACGCAUCAGGCUUCCUCCUUUACCCCUCAUUGCGCUCAAACGCUGGCGAAGAUUCCGGCGAGCCUCGUCACGGCCACUGUGCGCCUGCUCAGAAUAGCUUGCUCCUCCAUCCCUUUCUCUCUCGCGCUCAACGCAACACUUAAACUCUAAGCUGUCAUUUCCGGAGAUCCCACCGUUGCCUGCAUCGACGGGCCACUACUGCGUGCUCCACCACUGCCAAACCCUCGUGAACCAGGUCUUCAGCGUCGAGAGAUGCCACGCCUCGUCCACCAUCAGCGUCGACAAAACCGCCGCGCGACAGUCGCUGGCCAUUCCUUCUCCGUAGUAGCCGCCGCGAGCACCUCCUUGUGGCGCCUCAGCUAGGGUUCGAAAUACAGCGUGUUUGCUCGGCCCGGAUUCACUUCCGUUCUUCUCCGCUCUAGAUUUCGCUCUUCGCCACUGCUCAGCUCUCGAAUUAACUUUUGUCAGCUCAAGAAGAGGGAUAUUUGUUGUUGUCUUUAUUCCAAACAUGAUUCAACAAUUAUUUGUCCUGGAGAAGGUGAGAAAACUAGGCAGUAUCAAUCAUUGCUAUCAUCAUUUUUUUUUUCUUUGUCUUGAAUCUUAAUCACAUUAGCUUACAAUUUCAUUGUGACAUGUGGUGACUACUUCAUUUUUAAGGAUUCCAUGGACAUACUAAGAAUUUUCCAUCAACAUUGAGGUUGGUACUUUUAGUCAUGGCUGCAACAUGUGGACUAUACAUUUGUUCAGUUAAUUUAGAGAAACCAAUAAGAGUUUGUGUAAAUACCAAGUUAUUGGAAAAGAGAGUCAUCAACACUCAUGUCAUAUUUCUAGUGUAGAAGAAUGGAAAGCACCCUACUUGCACUACUCACAACCUAUCAGAUUUUUUUGCAUACUGACAAUGCAAAUAUCAAUGUUAGUGGAUGGUUUGAGACCUUGUUGAAGAGUUAUGGGCUUCAAGUGGAUGCUUAAUCAGGUAAUUGAAGAGUGUUUCAAUAUCAUGAACCAUCAUGAUUUGGGUCGCCAAAUGAUGAUCAUUUUGUUGCUGAAGGAAGAGAUUAAUAUAUAUUAAUAAGAAAAAGAAUACUUUGACACGGCCAAAGUAUUUGACAUUCAAAUGACACGGGAUGGGGCCCAAAUUUGGUGAAUGUACAGAAGGGUAAUAUUGUCAUUUACCCCUCUAAAUGAAACGUUGCGUUUUAUUUAUGGUGUUCUCUGUACUCAGUUUUGCAGUUUGUCUAAUUUCACAUUUUGGAAGAGCUCUUCGUGCUUUGCUAGGGUUGGGGGUGAUAGAGAAGCGGAGAAGUGGAAGAGCGUGCUGUGGUAGGGUUCGGUUGAUAGAGAAGACGAGACUCCAUGGGUGCCACUUAAUCGGAUGGUGUGGCUGCACUUGUUCCUAAAGGUGAUGUUGAUGGUGAAAUGGGUGAUGCUCACAUGAAUUGAUGAGUCAGGCACUUAGAAAAUUUAGGCAUGCCUUAUCACAGACAUAGCAUAUCUCUUUUCCAUCCUUUUUUUCAAGUCAAAGCAUAGAGAUAGUUGGAACAAUCAUUAUGGAAGAACAGGUUUAUGCACGACAUUCAUGCAGGACAAAAUACUUGGCACAUGUGAAUACAUUAUUAACGGAUGUGCAGAAGACAUUUAUACAAAAAACUCCUUUUGGAUGGCUACUGUCCAUUAAUGUGGAAGCCAAAAUGAGUAGGACACUACUUAUAGAAUUGUGUAGUAGAUGGUCAGAGAGGAGGGGUGGGUUUGAAGUUAGGUCUGUCUUUAUUCCAUUCACCAAGUUAGACAUUUGCUUAGGUUUAGGUGUUAGGGUUAAUGGAGACAUGUUUAAGUUGUUUAAAGAGGAAGUUGAUUGUUAUAGUAGAAGAUUGUUUGAUACAAAUGAUGUAACUAUACAUCAUGUUUAUGAAGAGCUUCAAAAGCAUAUAAAAGGGGAUGAAGUGGCUGAUGUUUGUAGAUUGUAUUUGUUGCUAGGGUUGACUGAGUUUUUGUUUCCAAAUAGAGGUGGAAAAGUUCAUUUUGGUUUAUUUGAAUUAUUAGAUGAUUUUUCAUGUAUGGGAAAGUAUAACUGGGGGGGUGUUAUUUAUGAGUAUUUGGUUUCUAGUUUGUGUGAUGCUGCAUUGUGUGUAAGGAAGAGACAAAAAAGAUCACACUUUCAUGUGGUUGGUUGUGUAUUUGCAUUACAGAUGUGGGCAAUGGAACAUGUUUUAUUUGGUCAGAAGAAGUUGGCUAAAAGAAAAAGUUGUUUACCUAGAAUUCUUCAUUGGAUUCAUGUUAAGGUUGGUGAAGCAGAAGUUCAAAAAGCCUUUUUGUGUAAUGAAAUGAUUACUGAGGUAUAUGUAACCAACGAAGAGAUGGCAACUGAAAUUGUUAAAGAAGCCUUAGAUGGUCAUCAUAAUGCUUGAGUGAAGCAGAACUACGGAAGGAAAUCUUUAGCUGAUAUUGUUGCUGAAAAUGAAGCUCUGCGUGCUAUCAUUGGUGACCAAGAGGCAUCCAUUGUCGAGCUUGAGAAAUUAGUAGAGAAGCUUCAAAUGUUUGCUGCACAAAAGAGGCAACAGUCUGCUGAUGUUGGGAACUGUUAUUCAAAUAAAGAUUAUGACAUGGUAGUUGAUGGUUUUGGGACCACUAAUUCAGAGGAAGAUUAUGAGGUAUUUCUUUCAUCUGUUGGGAAGUCAAAUUCUAAGAAAGAAUUACAAAUGGAAGGUGAUGAUGUUGAGAAGUCGAAUUUUGAAAAGGUUUUUGACAUUACACCUGAUGCUGGUGGAAAAAGUGUCCAUGAAGAGAGUGGUGAUGUUUUAGGUGAUGAAGACAUGGAUAUUGAAAAAUCUAACAUGUACACGCGUUUAAAAGCUCAACCUAGGAAGCGUGUGAAAAGUUUAGCUUUGAAAACCCCUUGGACAAGGUUAGAUAGGAAAAAUGCGAGGCACUAAUCAAAUAAAGGGUAGGUGCGUUUCAUGGUUAAGCACUCACAUCUAUCCAUGGUUUCAGAUGAAGUCAGUAGUACAAGAACAUAUGUUUAAGAAAGGGAUUGCAUUUGUUUCUCUUUCUAAUUAUUUUCUUUUACUUGGUUGGGCGGAUGGGUUUUCAAAUAGAUUAUAUCAGUGAGUUUAGAUAAUUAGUAUAAAAGAUGUCGUUGAAGAUUGGAUAUUGUCUUUUCAGGUACAAUAUCUGUCACUUUAAUUUUCUUGUAUGUGCCAAAAUGAGUUCAUACUUGAUGGCUAUUUCCGAUUUAGGUGAGCAGGAGUGAGGCUUAACAGUGGGAGGAAAACAGGGAGGGGAGGGGGGAGGUGUCAUUCCAUUUCUUAUGUUUGGGUUUUGUUUUCUCAAACUGAAAUCAUUCUUCUAGUGGAUCUGCUUUUGAAUUUGGAAUAUUGUUCCAGUAUGAUGUCAAGUUUAUUCGUUAUAUGGACAAGAUGCCUCAGAUAAAAUCACUUAAAAAUGUAUUAAUCUGUGAAAGGAAAUACUGUCAUGCAUUUGACAUGUUGAUCGAUUGUAGGUGUUGGCGUACAUGUUUGACGUGAACAUGUCAACUCUGUUGAUUUGUUGUUGCUUGUUUCAUAAGCCAUUCAUAUUGACUUUUAUUUUCUUUGAUACUUUGCUAUCAGUGGUUUUAAACAUUCUGAUUUUCUUUUUGCUAUGAGUUCUUCUGACUUUAG
Vigna angularis (adzuki bean) is the source of this 3865-nucleotide messenger RNA. RefSeq lists its product as uncharacterized. Bases 1757 to 2614 code for a protein of 285 amino acids. Lineage: Eukaryota; Viridiplantae; Streptophyta; Magnoliopsida; Fabales; Fabaceae. The record is from RefSeq and is a predicted model, not a curated record. The transcript is spliced from 7 exons.